AUGUUACGUGGCAGACACGGCAUUGUUCUUCAAUUGGCCUUUUCAUAUAAAAAUAUCACAUCAAUGGAGCAGUUGAAAUUGGCUACAAAUUCUGACGCCAAAGAGGAUAACCCUUUUGGGAACAAGUCAAUAAAUAACAAUGCAUUUGAGUCUUCUGACAGUCUAAGGAAAAGAAAGAUAUCAGCUCGAUGGGAUCCGGUUGGAGCAUGUCGGCCUAUAAUUGAAGAAGCACCUGUUUUUUAUCCAACUAUUGAAGAGUUUGAAGACACACUCAGUUACAUAGCCAAGAUAAGACCCCUGGCUGAAUCCUAUGGCAUAUGUAGGAUUGUUCCUCCAGCUUGCUGGGCUCCACCCUGUCCUCUUAAGGAGAAAGAUUUAUGGGAAAAUGCUGCAUUUCCCACCCGUAUUCAGCAAAUUGAUUUGCUUCAAAAUAGGGAACCUAUGAGGAAAAAAAGUAGGGGAAGGAAGCGAAAACGUAGAAGGCACUCUAGAACAGGCACAUGUAGGAAGAAGCCUGCCAAUCAAGCUUUGAAUUCUUCUGAGUCUGAAGAGAAAUUCGGAUUUCAAUCAGGAUCAGACUUCACGCUUAAAGACUUUCAGCAAUAUGCUAAUUUUUUUAAGGAAUGCUAUUUUGGGUUGAAAGAUGCAAAUGUAGACAGAACUGUUAGUGAGAGUAACCAUCAGACAAGAUGGGAGCCCUCUGAGGAGGAAAUUGAAGGUGAAUACUGGCGAAUAAUUGAGCAACCAAGUGAUGAGGUUGAGGUGUAUUAUGGAGCUGACUUGGAAACUGGAUCACUUGGAAGUGGUUUUCCUAAGGCAUCAUCCAUAACUACAAGUGACUCAGAUCAAUAUGUCCUGUCUGGUUGGAAUCUGAACAAUUUCCCGCGACUGCCAGGUUCUGUACUAAGCUACGAGGGAAGUGACAUAUCAGGAGUUCUAGUGCCAUGGCUGUAUGUUGGCAUGUGUUUUUCCUCAUUUUGCUGGCAUGUUGAGGACCAUCACCUCUAUUCACUAAACUAUUUGCAUUGGGGUGACCCAAAAGUAUGGUAUGGAGUACCUGGAAACCACGCUCCAGCCUUGGAAAACGCAAUGAGGAAGUACUUACCAGAUUUAUUUGAGGAACAACCAAAUCUACUAAAUGAACUGUUUGUUCAUUUCAAGUCUAGUGAUGAUGAGAUGCAUGCUGAUCGUUGUAGUGUUACCCAGUUUUCUCCUUCAAUUCUUAAAUCUGAUGGAGUGCCUGUGUAUCGCACAGUUCAGCAUUCUGGGGAAUUUGUUAUUACCUUUCCAAGGGCAUAUCAUGCUGGCUUCAAUUGUGGCUUUAACUGUGCAGAGGCAGUGAAUGUGGCUCCUAUUGAUUGGUUAAUGCAUGGACAGAAUGCUGUCGAGCUUUACAGUUUACAAUGCCGAAAGACAUCAUUGUCCCAUGAUAAGCUGUUAUUUGGAUCAGCACUGGAAGCAGUACGGGCCAUUACAGAAAUAACCCUUGGAAAGGAAACUCCAAAAAAUUUGAAAUGGAAAAGUGUCUGUGGGAAAGAUGGAGAUCUUCCCAAGGCAAUUAAGGCAAGGAUAAAGAUGGAAGAAGAAAGGCUAGAUUGUCUUCCAACUCAUCUCAAGAUUCUCAAGAUGAACAGUGACUUUGAUUUAUACACGGAAAGAGAAUGUUUCUCUUGCUUCUAUGACUUGCACCUAUCUGCUGUGGGUUGUGAGUGCUCUCCUGGCAGAUAUUCUUGCCUUAAGCAUGCUAAUUUGUUCUGCUCAUGCGGAAUGGACAAAAGAUUUGUUCUGCUUCGAUAUACUAGAAAUGAACUAAAUAAUCUGCAUGAAGCAUUAGAAGGAGAAUCACAUGCUCUUGAGGUGUGGGCAAAUAAAAACUUUGGAAUGGUUUCUGCCCAUGCUAAUGACGUUUGCAUACAUAAAUCAGAUGUUGAGAAAGAUGUGUACAAAACCAAGAAUUGUGAAGAAAUGGAUAACUUAACUGGCUGUGUAGUAACCAAGGAUAGGUCAAAUUUAAACACACCUAGUAGUCCUAAUAGUCAUAUUACUUCGGAGGUAGUGCAGUCUGAGUCUCACCGUGUAUCUUCUAGUGCAGCACAUGACAGCAUAGAUAGUCAUAGUAACAAUAAUAGUGAUAAAAAGCUUGCCACAGACAAGGAAGAUAAAAUGGAUCAUGAUGGUUAUCUGGAUUUAAAUCUUGAUGUCAUCUCUGGUGAAACUGAAAAUCAUGUACUGGAUAUUGCUGAUAACCAUCACAAUGAAGGUGUUUCAGUAGAUGAAAAAGUAUGCUGUUCAGAGGCCAAAAAGGAAGAAGACAACAUGGAUCUUGGUGGUGACAGAAACUUGUCAAACUCGAUUUCUGUUCUAAAGACAGAUUUCUCGGGUGUUCAUAGAUUUGAUGGUGGAAAAACUGAACUGGAUCAGCAAUCAGAUUCAGGAAAGCUGCACAACAACCUAUUUGAAAAAGCAGUCAUAGGCACCACAGAUACUCUUAUAGCUUCGACAGAUGAAAGUUGCUUAGUGCGAAUGUUUGGUACUUCUGUUGAGCCUGUAAGUUUGGGAUCUGUUGUUCAUGGAAAGCUGUGGUGCAGUAAACAUGCAAUAUAUCCAAAAGGAUUCAAGAGCCGAGUUCAGUUCUUUAGCAUUCUUGAUCCAACGAGAAUCUGUAGCUAUAUUUCUGAAGUCAUUGAUGCUGGAUUUCUUGGACCCCUUUUCAAGGUAACCAUGGAAGAAUGUCCAAGAGAGGCUUUCACCAAUACCUCAGCGGAUAAUUGCUGGGAAUCAGUUCUGGAGAGAUUACAUCAUGAAAUCAUGAGGCGGAGGAGUCUAGGUGAACUAGAACUCCCUACCUUAGAGCUCCUGAAAAACAUUAACGGUCACAGAAUGUUUGGCUUCUUUUUACCAUCAAUUAUUCAGGCUAUCGAAGUUCAAGAUCCCUGUCAUAUGUGUGUAGAGUACUGGAAUCUCAAAGUUGCCCCUUCAGGCAGGAUUGUUGAUAACUUCACCUAUGGUUCCAGAAGCCCUUUAGGUAAUAUCAAUACCAAAAUUUUUGGUAUCAGUUUGAUUAACCAUAGCUUCCAUGAAGAGAUCAAACCAAUACUACAAAGCGCAAGUCCUGAUGAGUUAAGCACAAUGCAUAAGUUACUCAGCUCUGAUGCACGGUGCUGUGAGUGGAAAGUGACAUCGAUGGCCCUGAUGGAUGAGAUCCGGAAAGCUUGUCAAUGA
Sphenostylis stenocarpa is the source of this 3222-nucleotide messenger RNA. NCBI's taxonomy places the organism in Eukaryota, Viridiplantae, Streptophyta, Magnoliopsida, Fabales, Fabaceae. The record is from the annotation of a GenBank genome assembly.